This is a messenger RNA of Ilex paraguariensis (yerba mate), 636 nucleotides long. NCBI's taxonomy places the organism in Eukaryota, Viridiplantae, Streptophyta, Magnoliopsida, Aquifoliales, Aquifoliaceae. The record is from the annotation of a GenBank genome assembly.
GGUUACAUGUCACCAGAGUAUGCUAUGGAAGGGACUUUCUCUGUGAAAUCUGACGUCUUCAGUUUUGGUGUUUUACUCUUGGAAAUUGUGAGUGGAAGGAGAAAUACUACCUUCUAUCAUCUUGACCGUUCACUCAACCUCAUUGGAUAUGCAUGGGAGCUCUGGAAAGAAGGAGCUGCAUUGGAGUUAAAGGAUCCAAUACUAGGUGAUUCGUGCACAGAACAUGAACUGUUGAGAACCAUUCAUGUUGGUCUUUUAUGUGUUCAAGAAAGUGCAACGGACAGACCAACCAUGUCAGAAGUCAUCUCUUUGCUCGGUAAUGAAACUAUGCCUUCAGUUGCUCCCAAACAACCUGCAUUUUUCACUGGAAAGAAUGUGCUCAAUUCAGCUUCGCAUGAAUGUUCUGUAAAUGGUUUGUCCAUUUCCAUAACAGAAGCCCGAUAAGAUUAUCCAUUCCGAUACAUUAAGUGAGUCUAUCGAUGAUGCGUAAGUAAUCAACCAUUGAAAAAAAUGACAUGAUUUAGUCAUUUGGCAAUUCUUUUGAUUUUUUAUUUGUUUUUUGGAAUUCUUGUGUAACAUGGUGUUUAUGUGUCGACGGCAAUCCAUAAAUUCGUUGGAUAAAAAUUAUAUACUUUG